UCGGGGUCCGGCAUGGCCGCCACGCUGACUGUGGAGCCCGCGGGCCGCUGCUGCUGGGACGAGCCCGUGCGCAUCGCCGUGCGCGGCCUGGCCCCCGAGCAGCCCGUCACGCUGCGCGCGUCCCUGCGCGACGAGAAGGGCGCGCGCUUCCGGGCCCACGCGCGCUACCGCGCAGACGCCGCCGGCCACCUCGACCUGGCGCGCGCGCCCGCGCUGGGCGGCAGCUUCGCGGGGCUCGAGCCCAUGGGGCUCCUCUGGGCCCUGGAGCCCGACAGGCCGUUCUGGCGCCUGGUCAAGCGGGACGUGCAGACGCCCUUCGUCGUGGAGCUGGAGGUGCUGGACGGCCACGAGCCCGACGGCGGGCGGCUGCUGGCCCGGGCGGAGCACGAGCGCCACUUCAUGUCGCCAGGGGUGCGGCGGGUGCCGGUGCGCGCGGGCCGGGUGCGGGCCACGCUCUUCCUGCCGCCAGGCGAAGAGUGCUUCCCCGGGAUCAUUGAUAUGUUUGGGACUGGUGGUGGCCUUUGUGAAUACAGAGCCAGCCUCCUGGCUGGACAUGGUUUUGCUGUACUUGCUUUGGCUUACUUCAGAUUUGAAGACCUCCCUGAGAAUUUAGGUGAUGUGAACCUGGAGUACUUUGAAGAAGCUGUGGACUUUCUGCUGCAGCAUCCAAAGGUGAAAGGCCCUAGCAUUGGGCUUCUUGGUUUCUCCAAAGGAGGUGACCUAUGUCUCUCAAUGGCUUCUUUCUUGAAGAACAUCACGGCCACUGUACUUAUCAAUUCCUGUGUGACCAACACAAUAGUUCCACUGCAUUAUAAGGAUAUGAUUAUUCCUAAUCUUGACACUGACCCAAGGAAACUAAAAAUUACUGAGUCAGGCCUUUUGAGUUUUGUGGAUAUUUGGAAGAACCCACUGGAGGAACCCAACAACCAAAGUCUUAUUCCACUGGAGAAGGCCCAGGGGCCUUUCCUGUUUAUUGUUGGCAUGGAUGAUCAUAACUGGAAGAGUGAAUUCUAUGCUCAGAUAGCCUCUAAACGGUUACAAGCCCAUGGGAAAGACAGACCCCAGAUAAUCUACUAUCCAGACACUGGUCAUUAUAUUGACCCACCUUAUUUUCCUCCCUCUAGAGUUGCUGUGCAUGCACUGUUGGAUAAAGCAGUAUUCUAUGGAGGUGAGCCAAAGGCUCACUCAAGAGCACAGGUGGAUGCCUGGCAACAAAUUCAAACUUUCUUCCAGAAACAUCUCAAUGGUAAAAAAUGUGUGAAGCAAAGCAAAAUAUAACAUUGAAAUCAUACACCAAAAAGCCUUCAUUAAAAUCUUGAUCAUACAACUUCUGCUGGCUUUCCCAAAAGCACCUAGGAAGCUUUUUGUAGCAUAGCAAACAUCUCAGUUUCCUUGUCAGGUCCUACUGGACUCUUAGUCUUUGCAACCCUCCUUCCUUCUGUAGGACCAGUCUUAACCUUAGGCAAAAGAAAUGUAACAAGUGCUCAGCCUGCUCUUAGUUGCUGGCCUAACUUCAACUUCUGUCCCAGUUGUGAGGACUGAGCUACUGUAUUAUUCAUAAGUCGCACAACCCCUUCAGGCCCUAACCAAUCUGUCUGAGCCUUGGGACCUACCCACUAGAGUCCCUUACCUCAGUGUUGCCAGCACAUAUUCCUGAAAUUUACUCAAGACUUGACCCUGAACCUUAGGCUGAAGGUUGAGGCCAUUGUGCCUGUUGAUACACUUCCUGUAUGUUUACCAUCUGCCUGAAUUCCCAGUCACUUUGUGGUACUUUCCUGUCUGGAAGAACACCUUGAUGCCAAGAUUUU
Messenger RNA from Castor canadensis (American beaver), 1808 nucleotides. Its product is annotated as acyl-coenzyme A thioesterase 6-like. Gene Ontology annotation, biological process: fatty acid metabolic process; acyl-CoA metabolic process. The record is from RefSeq and is a predicted model, not a curated record. Lineage: Eukaryota; Metazoa; Chordata; Mammalia; Rodentia; Castoridae. Gene Ontology annotation, molecular function: fatty acyl-CoA hydrolase activity.